This is a messenger RNA of Arthroderma uncinatum, 2913 nucleotides long. RefSeq names its product anaphase-promoting complex subunit Apc5. The transcript is spliced from 11 exons. Lineage: Eukaryota; Fungi; Ascomycota; Eurotiomycetes; Onygenales; Arthrodermataceae. Gene Ontology annotation, biological process: translational initiation; anaphase-promoting complex-dependent catabolic process; protein K11-linked ubiquitination. Gene Ontology annotation, cellular component: anaphase-promoting complex. The record is from RefSeq and is a predicted model, not a curated record. Bases 1 to 2913 code for a protein of 970 amino acids. Gene Ontology annotation, molecular function: protein binding; translation initiation factor activity.
AUGGCUCGCUUCCUGACGCCGGCGAAGAUCGCGCUGCUCGCCCUGAUAUCAAUUUACACGGAGGGCGCAGUGCCAAACUCGGCCAUUGUGCCCAUUCUCUCCUUUCUGGUCUCGCAUCUGCUGCCGCUGGAGGCUUUGAGCGCGGUGAAACACGCCCCAGGAGACAGGGGACGAGAGGACGCGGUUCCGGCCCAGGGAACGCCGUCUGUCGAACAGGUCAAGGAGGUGACUGCGCCGUUGGAGUCGUCCAUCCCCGGCAGGACGAUAUGGGACCUCUUCCUCAAGCGACUCUGGCAGUUCGACUGCUCGGACACGCUGGACGAGUUCUUCUCCGGCCUGUCAGAUAUCUUGGUCAAGACACGCGAGGAGCGGCUGCUGGACCCGGACGAGGGUGACGAGGACCGGCAGGGACGGGUGAUGCUCUCUCGACACUCGCCCCUGGGUGCGUUUGUCCGGAGAGUCCGACUGGAACACACGAAGCUGCAGUUCCACGAUGCAACAAUCCUCUGGAAGGCCUUUAUCAGGUACCGGAUGCCUACAUACCAGGCCUGGGCGAAGAGGAACCCGAUGGAGGCGCAGACGACCGUCGAUGCAAAUCUGUCUGAACUCGGCCUGGAUCUGGAUAGCCCGCUUGCUAGGGUGAUGUACGGUGACCUCGAUGACGCGGGAGACGAAGAGCCCGGCAUGAGUGCGCGGGAUAUCGAGCGUUUGCUCGAGUUUCAAAUUUCAAAGAUGCAGAGCAAGGGAGCAAGAGUUGCGCCCGAGAUGAAGGCUAAACUGGAAAAGAUCAUAAUUGCCGGUGCAACAGUGCCCAGUCUAUUUCACUACGUGAGGUUUCUUGACUCCUGGAGAGCCGGCGACCACCCGUCGUCCUUUGACCAUCUCCACCGGUACUUUGAUUACACGGUCCAGACACGAGACCGUACGUUCUACCAGUACGCACUCCUCAACCUCUCCCUCUUACAGGCAGACUUUGGCUGCCAUGGAGAGGCCGUCUCGGCCGUCCAGGAGACCAUAGCAAUUGGGCGGGAGACCCAUGAUAUGAACUGCCUGAACUUUUGCAUGACUUGGCUCUAUCAUUUCGGAAAGAUGUUCCCCGAAGAGCUCAAAGAUAUCCAAAAUACAGGCAUGCUGGGGAGCGACAAGGAGGCUCUCACGUUUCUCCAGUCCAAGGCCAGAGAGACAGAGAUGUGGGGGCUGCUAAGCACUGCCCUGUUGAGCGAGGGGAAGCUUGAGCUUGCCAACGGAGGAAGCAUUGCAUCGACGUUCGAAAGUAUCAUCAAAGCUUCCCAUAUCAGCAUCACCAAAAAUAGACACGACUCCAUGGGCCCUCAGAUGAUGCUCCAUGCGUCUCUCUUCGGGAGACUGGGCUUAACGCAUCUUACGUGGGCGAUGUAUGGGACUUUCCUGGAAUGCUAUUCAGACCUUUCCCCGAUCGAGGAUAAUCUACGAGCUACAUGCCGUAGCGCACAGCUACUUUCAUGGAGCGGCCGCCAUGACGAUGCGGUGAAGCAGAUGAACAGCUUCCCUGCCGGAAUGCUUCAAUCACUCAAGCACCAACAGACGUGGGCCUUUUUCAUGGGCCUCCUGAAGCUGCGUCGGCAACUGCACCGUGACGACCAACGAGCCGCGCAACACAUAUUAACCCAGCUAGAGGGCGCCUCGCCUCCAGACCCCGAGGUGUCAACUACACUAAACCUAAUGAAAGUCGAGCUUCUCAUGCACGAGGGAGACUACGAAGCCGCGCUUUCCACCGUCGACCAGCUCGCUCAGUCCAUCCACCAGGAAAACUUCGACAUAGCCACCCAGAUCAACCUCCUCGUCGCCAAGGCCCGCAUCUUCGACAAGACCGGCCAACCUGAGCGGGGGUUCUCCCUCGCCAUGCGCGCUGCCAAAAUCGCGCACAGGUCCAGGGUGCUGCUUGGUCUGUGGGAUGCUGUCGGCGCCCUGUGCGUGAUCCUCAUGAGUUUCCGCGAGUUCUCAGCCGCAAUCUCGCUGCUGGAGAGCGUGAUGCCGCAGGUUCUGGAGAGCGAAGACCGUGCGCUCGCGGGCCGGACAUACUCCUACCUGGCCGAUGCGAACAUGGGGCUGGCGGGGGAGAGUCGCAAGGAUGUGGUGCGGAGAAAGGAGUUCCUUGCCCGGGCAGUCGAGUUCAUCGACUGUGCCUUUGUCGAGUACUCGUCUAUCGAGGACGUCAGGGGCCAGUGUGAGAUGAUGGGGAAGAAGGCCACCGUCAUGUAUCAGUCGGGCGACCUGGCGCUGGCCAACGACUUUGCUGCCAAGUACCUCGAUCUCAAGCGUCAGGCCGCCUCCGAGAGGCUGAGAAAGGCCCCUCAGAAAAACCUCCUUUGCUUCUUCUUCUUCUUCUUCUUCCUCUCAACGUCAAACAUCGUCAACCUCCAGUCUCGUUGCCCUGCUCGCCGCUCUACCAAGUCCUACAGAUAUCAAGCUCGCCCGUCAACUAAGCCCAGCCAGAGAAGACAGAAGUUCCUUUACGUUCUUCCUCUUCCACCGCCGUUCCCACCCUAUAACCAGAUCUUAGAAGAGUUUCGGUCAACAGCUGAGUUUAUGUCCAUCGAAAACCUCAAGACCUUUGACCCCUUCGCCGAAGCUGACGAAGACACCGGCGACACUAAACAGUCGCAAAAUUACAUCCAUAUACGGAUUCAGCAACGCAAUGGUCGUAAGACUUUGACGACUGUACAAGGUCUUCCCAAGAAGUUCGAUCAGAAGAAGAUCCUCAAGGUCAUCAAGAAGAAAUUCGCUUGCAAUGGCACCAUCGUGAACGACACCGAGAUGGGUGAGGUUAUUCAGUUGCAGGGAGACCAACGCAAGGAUGUCCAGGAAUUCUUAGUCGACAAGAAGGAGGGACUUGAACUUGAUGCCAAGACCAUCAAGGUCCAUGGUUUCUAA